Molecule: messenger RNA, 420 nt
Organism: Heterocephalus glaber (naked mole-rat)
Lineage: Eukaryota; Metazoa; Chordata; Mammalia; Rodentia; Bathyergidae
Source: RefSeq, a predicted model, not a curated record
AUGCUGCCUCUCCUGCUUAUCUGCUUCCUGCCAGGUGGGGGGGAGAACUGUCUCCACUGCUGGUUAGAGUUGCCUGCCCUAUUUGACUAUGACCUGAAGAUUCUCUGGGGCAACCCAGGGCCACCCACAGAACUCUCCCAGAAUCAGGACCUUGUAGAAGAAGAGGCAGCCCAAUUCUUCAACCAAGUAGACCAAGCCAUUGGGAAGUUUAGGGAUGACAAAACAUUGCUUCUGAAAGAGAUUCAUACUCACAAGGAUCUCUUUGCUGAGAGGCUGAACAAAAGAGCUGAGCGGCUGAUGGGGCAGGAUACUAAAUCUAAAAUGGAAGUCAUAGAAUGUGUCAACUGCAGGGCUCUCUUCUUGUCUUGCAAUGACCCUGUCCUCUGCCCAGAAGCAAGUAGCACCUGUGGGAUUUCUUGA